Messenger RNA from Bicyclus anynana (squinting bush brown), 6563 nucleotides. RefSeq lists its product as uncharacterized. Bases 178 to 3117 code for a protein of 979 amino acids. The transcript is spliced from 11 exons. Gene Ontology annotation, cellular component: endosome; lytic vacuole. The record is from RefSeq and is a predicted model, not a curated record. Gene Ontology annotation, biological process: SNARE complex assembly. Lineage: Eukaryota; Metazoa; Arthropoda; Insecta; Lepidoptera; Nymphalidae. Gene Ontology annotation, molecular function: SNARE binding.
GAACAAUGCAUUUUGUUUUAUUUUUCUUAAUCAGCAUUAAAUUAAUAAGCCUACACCUCUAAAUAUUACCACGAUAUCAAAUUUUGCGCGUAAUAAUGAUUUAUUUAUAGCCCGUUAAGUGUUCUUUUUUGUUUUUUUUUUGUGCGUUACUGUUUAUUUCCUUUCUUGUCCAAUAAAAUGUUUGGAAGGCCAAGAUGCAGGGAAUGGACACCAUUAACAACCCAGCAACUUCGUCUUCGCAGCUUGAUACAGAUCGUGGGAUACAACAUAAGGCCACCAGAGUGGUGCACUCACCAAUGCAGCUACUACCUGACGUUGCACCACACCACAAUGUCAGCUCCGUUCUACACAAGUGAGAGGAUAUGCUCACCGCAUCCUAAAUGGAAGGAGAUUGAUUCUGAAAAAACGCAACGCAUGUCCUCCACAAAUAUUGUUAUAAGAAUAUGGUGUCACAUAUUGUUGCCGCCUUCGAAGGACGACGAAGACAAAUGCCAACAGAUGCAGGACACCGUCAUUCAGACUUGGGGCAUAUACUUCAGUGGCCUUAGAUACAUCGGGGCCAAUUUAUCCCUAAACUUUACCUCUGAUUGCUUUAAAAGUAACACUCUAGUAUUCCAAAUGCACGGCGGAUAUUUCUGCUCUUACAAGAGUCUGAAAUUGGACGUCAUUCCACCCGAGAACGAGAUGGAACAAGGUUCUUUAUCCUCCGAUUCGUCGGGCAAAACUAGUUGUUUCAGAAUUACGUUAGAAUCUAAAGUCAUACAGAAUUAUAAGCUCAUGAAAGAAUCUAGAUCCGUUUCUCCCGGGAGGUUCUCGAAGAUGUCUGAUAAGGAAUAUUCGAAGAGCCACAGUCCAGUAGACAGAGGGUUUAAACAGAAUUUCCCCACGUUAAAGAACUCUUCUAGUUUGACCACGUCUUUUAGUAAUAGAGAUAGAAGAGACGAUAGUGUUGAAAGGAGAAAGAUAGACGUAAAUCCAAAUCACAUAUACGAACAUUCUCCAGACAACGUCGAUGUUAGACAAUUAUCAACGAGCGAACUUAACUGUGAUAUUAAUACUUCCCAAGAAGAACUGUCGAAUAAGAUAGAUUUGAGUGAGACAGCAGAGAGUUAUGAUCUAAGGAACGAAUCGGAUGUACCGAAGUACAGGUAUUUGGCGAUAAAUUUCCUCAAAUCGGAAAUCAGGCCGAGCUACAAUGCAACGAAACUCCAAAACCUCCAUUUACUGCAGUACUCAAUCAAAAAGCGGCAAGAGGCAGUCCAAGAAAUCAAAGAGAGGAUUUAUAAAAAGUCCGCAUUAACUGAAAGUCUUUCUCCUGAUUUUGAGCUCAAAUUAAAAGGGAAAAGCAGAUCGUACCGUAAUAUAUUCUCGCCUGAUGAUAAUAAUGAGUUGAAAGUGAAAUCGUCUUCCCAAAGUGAUCUGACGGUCAAAAAUGGUAGGAUACAGGAAGAUAGGACUCCUACGUCUAAUGGACCAAGGCUCACUUUGAAAUUAAAUGAUCUCCUGUCAUAUAAGUCUAAACCAUCGCCUUAUCAAAGGGCGGAAUAUUUGAGGCUCACAAAGCAAUUAGAGAUAUUGCAUUUCAAAAGGCUGAUACUGUCUGACGAGAGGGACAGCAAAUUGGCAAACAUAAGAAGACUGAAAGAGACGCACGCUAAACUGUUUGAAGAAAAUCAGGAUGUAGGUUCGGAACUAAUGCAAAACUAUCACGCAUUGUCCCGUAGAACGGAACAGUUGAAAGAGACCCGCGAGUCUUGCUACGCGCUGCGAGAGUUGGCGGCACGAGCGCACGCGGCGCUAGCGAGUCGCAGGAGCGAUAUGCUGAUGGACUUGCAUAAGAUAUUCUAUGUGGAACAUACAGAAUCAAACACGUGGACUAUCUGUGACAUUCCAUUACCGAUCUGCGGGGAUGACAGUCCCCGGGCAUCGAACCCCGUCCCCGACUCCGUGGCCGCCGGGUUCGUGGCCCAGGCGACGUCGCUGACGGCGGCCAUUUUGAAUCAACCGUUGAGAUACAAAAUCACGCUUUUAGGUUCGGCUAGCAAGAUAUUGGAUAUCACUCCUGAUUUACCUGAUCCAAAUAUACCCCUGUUUGCGCGGGGAGGAGACAUAACCCUGUUCCGUUACGCCCUGUUCCUGCUGAACAAGUGCAUAGCGCAGCUGCUGUGGGGCAGGGGGCUGGUCGUGUACGACAUGAGACCGACGCUGGCCAAUCUGCAGCGUCUGUUGACUACGCCUAGUAAUUUGUCGGACACGUCGAAGCUGUUCGGCACAUACCGCUGGUUAGAGGACAGUCAGUGCGCGCGCACGCAGUCGCUGCGUAACCUCGUACCCUCCGAGAGGAAGUACCGACCCUUCAACCGGUUUAAGGAAUGCGUUGAUUCACAUUUGCCGCAAAAGAGUUUCAGUCGGCGGCACAAGCAUUCUCGAAGUGUUGGCAGCUAUCACGAUGAUCAGGAUUUAUCUGCGUUGAACGAUUCAACGUUGUCAAUAAUGGGUUCUGAGUCGAACAUAUACAAUAUGAAGCUGGCCAAAUCCGACUGUUCGCAAAACCUGAAACAACACAGUUCUGACUCAGAAAUUACUAACAUUGAAUGUAGGUUAGAUACAGAAAGAGUUCAGUUCACUUUAGGUGACGAUACGGACUUAGAAGAGAAACUAGUGCGCCUUUCGACAAACAACGACGACGAAGUUACAUGUUCGACGUGUAUGGACGAGAACGUUAAACGGAUUUGUUCCGAAAUAACGAGUUAUUGUUCGAACACGUCGAAAAGUGGUUACGAUUUGCCGCAAAGUGGUUACGACUUGCCGCAAAGUAAUUACGACUUGCCGAAAAGUAAUUACGACUUGCCGAAAAGUAAUUACGACUUGCCGCAAAGUGGUUACGAAUUGCCGCAAAGUAAUUACGAUUUGCCGCAAAGUGGUAUCGAUAUAGCGAAGUAUAUGGACAGACAAACUAGUGUUGAGGUACAAGACUGCGGUGAUUGUGAUAGUGGGGAGAAUGUAUGCGAAUUGGGAUGUGCUAUUGAUGUUCGGGACGUUAUUGUUAUACCCAGCGCGGAAGCCAUCUUGGAUACGGGUCAAAAUUUGAAUUUGGAAGGGCAGGAUGUGUCGUAGGAUUGGUCGAAUUUUGCAGGCUCCGACGAACAAAUGCGCUUUCUGUACGGAUUUCCGACUUUUGGAACGAUGUUCCUUAUCGCGCGUUGCGAAAGGGGGCUAGACGACAUAGACACUAGAUAGACAGCUGGUGAGCUCUAGAGUGAUAGCGAUUGCGAUAGCGAUUGCGAUUGCGAUUGCGAUAGCGAACUUCGUUCUACCCAGGUGUCCUUUGACCCCUCUCAAGUUUUUUUUAUUUUUUGUCGAAAAUGGGAAAAUGAAAUUGUUCAUUACAUGGGAGAGUGAAAAGAUAAGUGUACUUGUAAAUUAAGUUUUGUUAUUUAAUUACAUAAGAAAUUUAUAUAAUAAAAUAGUGAUUAUUGUCAAUUUUUGACUUUGCCAUAAUCUAAUUUUCAAUUGUUGUAGUUGAUAAAAAACAUUUACUAUCACAAAAAUAUGAUAAUCCAUUCUUAUAUUAUAAAUACCGAUAGCGAGAUUGUUUAUUACACUUCCGCAGGUAAACCAUUAAACCGGUUUUUUUCUUCUACAAAUAUUAUCAGCUACGUUAUCAGCGAGUAACAUACGCUAUAUUUUAAUCCUGUGUUCUCACGGGUUCUCGAAUUCUUGCACCUGCUAGUAUUUGUUAUAUUUAAAAAAUCUGGGCCUAUAGCCAAGUGGCACGUCGACACUCUACAAUCGCUAACGCUUUGAAAACUAAAAGAAUGUAUGGGAAUGGCAGAUCCGAUCGAUAACUUAAUCACGUGGCUUGUCGCUGACGAAUGUCAUUCUCAUACAAUUUUUUAUUUUCGUAACGUUUGCGAUUGUAGAUAGAGAAUCGACGUGCCACAUGUCUACAAUCCCUGUACACUUUAGAUUGCAAUUUUGCGGCAUACUUAAGUAUGUUGCGGAAAUUUUGUGCGGAAUUUUGCAUUUGUUCGUCGAAGCCGGUCUUUGACGGUAAUAGACAAUAUUAUUUAUUUAUGUAUAACCUGUUUCGUGAUAAAAUUAUUAUAAUUAAUUUAAUGUUAGAUACGUUACGAAUAUACUCAGAGUGGGACGCCAUUUUGAAUUGUAUGAGAUUUUGAAUUUGGAACAAAAUGGUCGAAUUUAAAUUCGCUUAUUAGGUUAGGUUUUCUUUCUUGAGGCCUCGCCAUUUUACCGUGUAUGUAAAAUAGACUUUAUUGAUUCAACAUAAGGUUGCCUUUCGUUUAGAGCAGGGUUUCUCAAAGUAAGGUACGCGAACCCCUAGGGGUUCGCCAUUCGACGGCAGGGGUUCGCGACAAGAUUUACGUAACUGAUACCAAGUCUGAAUUAAGGUUAAAAUUGUCCAAAAUUACUCCUCACAUUGAAUCCAUUAACGACAAGAAACAAGCACAGCCAUCACAUUAAUAUUGCAAAGACAUUUCUUUUGAUACUUUAUAUGCUACCUUUUAUCUAUACUAAUAUUAUAAAGCUACUAGUCUACUAGUAUUCAAAAACCUUAUUUUCAUCAACAGUCAAAUUUAUUUUUUCUUUGGAGGAGGGGGGGUGGGAGUGUUUCAUUAGUUAGUAAGAAGGGGUUCGCUUUCACUUGGAAAUUUUAACAGGGGUUCGUGGGGCCGAAAGUUUGAGAAACCUUGGUUUAGAGGGUUUCAUAAUACAUUUUAUGUACAUACAUUCUGGUGUUAUAUCAGCGGAAGAUAUAGGAAAAUAUAAAAAUUGUGUAUCAUACUAUAAAAAUUAAAAGUUUUAUAUAUCCUAAAAUAAAGAUUCAAUAAAUUCAAAUUGUUAAUAGUUUUUUUAACGAGCUGUUAGUGACGUCAUUACAUUUUUCGAGUUUUCAGUAACGCAGGGUAUCAAAUCCGUAUCACGAGGUUACAUAAAAAUAUUAGGGCCAAUAGCCAUGUGGUGCGUCGAUUCUAUUUCUACAAUCACAAACGCUUCGAAAAUCAAAAAAAAAUAUUGGAAUGACAUUUGCUUUUGACAGGUCACGUGAUCAAGUUGUCUUUCGGAUCUGUCAUUCACAUAGAUUUUUUUUAAUUUUCGAAGAGUUAGCGUUUGUAGAAAGAGAAUCGACGUGCCACAUGGCUACAGGUCUUGGGCCGCCAUAUUAGAUUUGGAAUGACGUUGAUUUAGCUUACCAUGCAUUGUCUUUCAAAUCACAUACGUGUUUGAACAAAUUCAGGCCAACUUUUGAGCAAAACACCCUUAAAUAAAAAGUUCUGUAAAUACUACCAAUGCAAUUACAAUUAAAACUAGUAGCGUGAUUUUUCAUUUAGCGUUACUAAGGCUCAUAACUCAUUAGAUCCAUCUGGCACUUAAUCUACGGCGCCUCGCUUCGUGCGGUUAGUAUUCUUUAUAUCAACUUCUAUGGACGUGGUGUGUAUAAGAUACCUAAUGAAAAAAUAAAUUUUACAUAAUAUAAAUUCCUUGUUCAAUGCAGGUUCGUUAUGAGUUCUCUGUGUAGUCAUAAUUUUGCAUGUAUGAAGUGCAUGCCACUGGGUGCCCGAUGGUUCUCAUUCCUUGGCUGCAAGGGCGAUGUUCAUAUGUGGUCAUGCAUUUCCGAAUGAAUAUGAAAAAAAAGAGGUAUGGGUAGUAUAAUCACAAAGAAGUUAGCUAUUCUGUGAGUACCUCCUACUUACAUAUGUACUUUAAGUAGUACCUACAUCUGUACUUUGAGUCGUCGUCGUCGUCAUCAACCCAUAUUCGGCUCACUGCUGAGCUCGAGUCUCCUCUCAGAAAGAGAGGGGCAAGGCCAAUAGUCCACCACGCUGGCCCAAUGCGGAUUGGCAGACUUCACACACGCAGAGAAUUAAGAUAAUUCUCUGGUAUGCAGGUUUCCUCACGAUGUUUUCCUUCACCGAUUUAGACACGUGAUAAUUAAUUUCUUAAAAUGCACACAACUGAAAAGUUGGAGGUACAUGCCCCGGACCGGAUUCGAACCCACACCCUCCGGAAUCGGAGGCCGUGGUCAUAUCCACUGGGCUUUCACAGCUUUACUCUGAGUAGUACCUACAUCUGUACUUUGAGUAGUACCUACAUAUGUGCUUUAAGUAGUACAGAUGUAGGUAGGAGGUUAAUAAACUUAAACGCGGUUAACUUACUUAGCGCGUAAGCCCGCAUUUAUCUUAUACUGCAUCAUCAAUCGUCACUUAUCAUCAGUUGAGAUCGCAAUUAAGGCCCAAUUUAUCAUUGAAAAAAAAUAUUAGACCGCACACGCUCUACCUUCGCAAUAUCGUAUGCGGUGCAGCCAAGGCAUAAUGAGCUAUGACCUUAAUCGUCAAUAAGCAAAUUACAUAAUUAUGAAAUGAACUUUUUGCAUUCAUGUAACUUUACCUUAUAAGGAAAUACAAAUGUAUGAGCAAUAUAAUAUUCUAAAGAUUUAUAACAAUAGAUAUUUGAAUAAUAAUAUUACAUAAUAUAUACCUUAAUACAGAGAUAAACAAUAAGCCUUUGUUAUUAUUAAAUAAAUUAUUUUCUUUCUAAAA